GUGACUUCCCCCACUUGGAGUCAAACCACUUCCCAGCCAUGGCGAUCGCAGCACUGCUCUUGAGCCUCUGGGCAGGUGCUGCAGCAAUAUGUGAAGAGCCGAACGUGAGGUACCAGGGGGUGCAGCUCUCGACGGAACGUGGCUUGGAAGAUGUCUCCGCCUGUCGAGCUUCUUGCGUCAAUACCUUGGGCUGCCAACAUUUCAGCUUUACAGAGAAAAAGGUCAUUUCGAUGGAGGAGUUGAUGAGACGAAAGGCAGAGGCAGAAAGAAAAGCAGAGGAAGAGAGGGAGAAAGAAGAGGAGAAGAGGAGGGAAGAAGAAGCAAGGAGGAAGGCAGAGGAGCAGGCAGAGAAGGAGAAGGAAAUGGCAAAAGAAGCAAAAGAAGCGGCAGCAGAGCAGGCAGCGAAGGAGAAGAAAAUGGCAGAAGAAGCAAAAGAAGCAGCAGCGGAGCUGCAGGCUAAGCAAGAGGCGAAGAAAGAGGAAUUGGAGGAACAGGCGAAGGAAAAAGCAGAGCAAGAAGCCCAAGAAAAGGAAUUGGCAGAAGCGACAGAAGUGACACAAGAGCAGCAGAUUGAGCAAGAAGCAACCGAAGAGGAAAUCUUGGCAAAAGCAAAAGAGAAAGCCCGCGAAGAUGACCUGAAGCGUACUGCAGAAGCAAAUUCAGAAGAUUUGGAAGUGGAAUCACCAGAAGAGUCGACUGAAGAACUGACAGAGGAACCAGAUGCACUGGAGGCAGAGCAACCGGAGACGGAGAAUAUCCAAGCGAAGGUGGCAGCGCAGCAAGAGAAAUUGAAAGCGCAGCUGUUGAAGAUGUUGGGCACACCCACGGAGGAUCGCCAAUUGGACCUGAAGGGAACUGCAGAAGCAAGUGGAGAAGAUUUAGAAGUGGAAUCACCAGAAGAGUCCACUAAAGAAUUGACGCAGGAACCAGAAACACGGGAAGCAAAGAAGGAGAAGAUCCAAGCGAAGGUGGCAGCGCAGCAAGAGAAAUUGAAAGCGCAGCUGUUGAAGAUGUUGGGCACACCCACGGAGGAGCGCCGCUUGGAUGGAAACCCUAUCCGGAAGCUGCAGGACCAAACCAUUGCACCAAGCGUUUGCGUCUUAUUUGACUCCACCAGCCAGAAGGAGCCGGCUGACUCUGAGAAGCGAAUCACCUCAGGUGGGGCGCUACGAACGGAGCGAUCGGACGCUACGUUCGGGGCUCCUGGCCUUACUACUAGGAGCAAUGUUCGCUACUAGGAAC
Messenger RNA from Durusdinium trenchii, 1242 nucleotides. The record is from the annotation of a GenBank genome assembly. Lineage: Eukaryota; Dinophyceae; Suessiales; Symbiodiniaceae.